Molecule: messenger RNA, 9529 nt
Organism: Chiroxiphia lanceolata (lance-tailed manakin)
Lineage: Eukaryota; Metazoa; Chordata; Aves; Passeriformes; Pipridae
Gene: GATAD2B
Product: GATA zinc finger domain containing 2B
Exons: 11
Coding region: 3907-5685 (592 amino acids)
Biological process (GO): negative regulation of transcription by RNA polymerase II
Cellular component (GO): NuRD complex
Molecular function (GO): sequence-specific DNA binding
Source: RefSeq, a predicted model, not a curated record
CUCCUCACGGAUGGGCUUUCCCGCUGGUUUUGCUGACUGGGAAUGUUUUAAGGGGAUGUUUUACGGUUGGAUUUGCUGCUGGAGUCGUGGUUCCCUUUCCCCGCUUCCAGCCCCCCCCCCCCUUUUCCCACCUCAUCCCUGCUCCCAACCAUCGCUAUUCCGGAGUGAUCAGAUCCCACCCUGACUGCAGGAAUGGGUGAAAAGACAGGGAAUGAGGAUGCUUGGGAUGGGUUUUCUGGCAGGUCGGUGUCCCAUUAUUGGGAUCAUGGAUGGGAUGGGGGGGGGGUCAAUGGCUCCGAGGUCAGAUCCGGAGCGGCUGCACAAAGGCGGCUCCGCAGUCGAGGAAAUCGGGAAGGGUUAUAUAAGGAAGCCUGGGAAGUUUGCGUCAUCCCGGAUGGGGAGGGGGCCCAGGGGCCAGAGCCGGGCGCUCCCUCCCCUCCCCCCCCGCCAUUCCCAUCGUUUUCCAUCACUUUUUAUUCUCCUGGAGCAUUUUCUGGCUGUUUUACCCCCAAAAUUUGGCCAAUUCCCAGGAAUUUUUAGCUGGUUUUUAGAGUUUUUAGGUCUUCCCCCCCCCCCAUUUGAGGGCUUUUGGAAUUCCCACAUCCCAAAAAUGCCGGGGUGGGAUGAGGGGUGAGGCCUCUGGAGCCGGACAUGGAGCCAGGAUUCCCUGCUCCCAAUAAAUGGAGUUGGGUAAAAACCCCAAAUUUGGGAGGGAAGAGGGAAAGAAGCACUUUUUGGGAAGGGAGGAUUUUCCUCCUUUCCCACUUUUCCUGCUUCCCAUCAUUAGGUUUGGACUUGACCUGGAACUGCAGAAUCAGGGACUGGGCCAGUAGUGGUAUCUGGAAUCUGAGGGAUCCAGGGCAUCCAGGAUCUGGGAGAUCCAGGAUCUGGGAAUUCUGGCAUCUUGGAAUCUGAAGGGUGGAAAAUCCAGGAUCUGGGAGUUCCAGGGUCUGGAAAAUCCAGGAUCUGGGAGUUCUAGUAUCUUGGAAUCUGAAGGGUGGAAAAUCCAGGAUCUGGGAGAUCUGGAAUCCAGGGGAUCCAGGGCCUGGAAUAUUGGGAGUUGGAAAUCCAGGCUCUGGAGAUCCAGGAUGUGGGAGAUCCGAGGUCUGAGCCCAGAGUGUCAGAGCAGGGCCAGGUGUUCCCCCUGUUGGGAUCCGGGAAUGGGAAGAGCAGAGCCCCUGGAGCCAUUUGCUCCAGAGGAAUUCCUGUUCUGCCACAUCCUGGCCAGCCUUCCAUGCAUCUUCCCAAAUCCUUUCCCGUAUUCCCUCAUUCUCUUCACCUCAUGCAUCUGCAGGACCGGGAGCAGCUGCUCCCCCCGGAUCCCAGGAUGGCUCCAUCCCGCUCUGAGGCUGUUUCUAAGGGCUUUUCAGGGAUUUUCCCUUUGUUUGUGUCUCUUUAAAUCCCGGAGCUCCUGGAGAAGAACCUCUGGGAUCCACCCUCAGACUCCCUCACCUGCCUCAGAAUUCCUGUCCAGGUGUUUCUCCAGGUUUCUGGACCCCACCUGGAGUUGUGGGAUCCAGAGCAGUUUUCGUUCCGUCCUGGAGUUUUUCUCCCUUCCCUUCCCAUCGGAUUCCUGCAGAUCUGGCUCUGACCACGGAGCCGUUAAAUCCUAAUUACCUUUUUAGGUUGUUAUCCUUUUCCUGCCGUUCCUUGGGAAUGCUUGCCCUGGGAAUCAGCCAUUUUGUGCUCCGUGUCGGAACGCGCUUCCUGGUGCCGGGAUGUGCCGAUCCCGCAUGGAAUCGGGAGCAGCUCCCGAGCAACUCCGGGCUCCGCAUUCCAACCGGAUGGCUCCGGAUGAGGAGCCAACUCCGCAGAUUUCCCACGGGAUCAGAGCAGUUUUCUGUGGGAUUUGGGGGGUUUUGGGGCAGCAGGAAUGUGCCCAGGGGAGUUGGAUGAGUUGGAUCCCAUCCCUGAUCCUGGGAAGAUGGGGCUUUAAAUGGCUUUCUCUCCCAUAAAUAUCAGGAUUUUUUAACAUCCGAAUGGGACCAUUGAGCAAUUCCUAGAUCCAAAUCCCUGGAUUUGGAGGGACUGGGGCGAUGAUUCAACCUCUUGGAACAUUUUAGAUCCAGCCUGGAUGUGCCGGGAGGGCAUCAGGUCCCACCCAACAUCCCGGAUAACGUGGAACGUUGGGUUUGGAUGUUGAUUCCUGACCUGCCAGAUCUCUCCUGGGAUUGAUUCGGGAAUUCCAGCCCCAAAUAGUUGGGAAUUGGAGGGUAUAUCCGUGUUGCCUCCUGGGCUUAUUCCCACUGAGAAUUCCGGGCAGGAGCAGGGACCGGGACUUGGGUGGUGAAUGAGAGACUCCCGGGAUGUGCUGGAAUGGUGUUCCUGGUGCUCAGGAAGGAAUCCUUGGAGCUGAAUUCCCAAUGCUCCACCCUCCCAGUGUCCCUUCUUCCUCGUGCUGGAUCAGAGAUCCAGGAGAAGGAGCUGGAAUGUCGUUGGGCAGUGAGGAUCCCUGUGCUUGGGAAGAGCAGGAAUUUCCCUUCCAAGGGAAUAUCCAAGGGCUUGGGAUGCUCCAGGAAGCUACUGCAGGUGUCUCUUCCUGAGAAUACUGGAAUUCUGGGCUGGUUUAUUUGUGAUUUCCCACUCCUGCUCCCUUGGAGCAGGAUCUUGGGAUCCACCUUGACUCUUCCAGAGCUGCUGGAAUUCCCAGUGCUGCUGGAGCAGAGUCAGGAAAACAGGGAGACCUGGAGUCACUGGGACCACAUGGAUCCCUUGUGGUGGAUCAGGGGUCAUCCUAGGUGGAUCAGGGAUCAUUCCUGGUGGGUCAGAGAUCAUCCCAGGGGUGGAUCAGGGAUUAUAGCCUCUCCAUUGGCUCCGGAGGGUCCGAGGCCAGGAAUAGGGGCUGGAAGACCAACGUGGAGAUUGACUCAAUGGAAAAACCUCCAGGAAGGGACUGGAGCCUUGUGGGGCUUCCCUGGAAAAACUCCAUCUGGAAUUAACUCCUAGUGCUGCCAACUUUUGGUUCUGGAUCCCAUUGGAUAAACCCCAGGAUAUUCUCCAUCCUGGUCGCAUCUCUCCCUGGGUAUUCUCCCUUUUCCACUGGAAUAUCCCUGGUUUUGGCCCAACUCCUUCCGACCUUUCCAAUCCUCCCGCUGGCAUUUUUUUGGUUGGAUGUUUUCCCUGUGGGAGCCGGAUCUAAUAUCCAUGGAAAACGGGGAGCUGCUUUGUUUGUCUGGGAAUGCCAAACCUGUCCUACCAGGCGGGAGAAGCGCACGGAGCCAAUGGAAUGCGUCAGGGAGCGCGUGGAGCAGGAGCCACGAUCCCCCGGAAAACUGGGAAUUGCCACUGGGACGACGUUGUCUGGCAGACUGGGAUUCCUGGAAAGCAUUCCAAGGUCAGCCCUCCCUGCUCAUCCCACCCUGGCAGCCUCUGGAAUCUCAGCUCUACUUUGACCCCAGGAUCCUGUUUCCAGGACAGUGUUCCUGGGACAAUCCCAGUUGGAGGCGCCCCAUGGAUUUGGCUCCUGUUUUCCCUGGGUUUUGCCACCAUUUGGGAAUUCCGUUCCAGGGAUGAUGGUUGUUUAAAGUGGAGUGUAGGGAGAGGCGGCUCCUGUUCCCUGGGAUGUGCUGAUUCCCGGGAGCGGGACCGGAGGCAGCAGGGCUGGAUGAGCCGGUUUGGGAUGUGCCGGGACCGGAGUGGGGCCUGAACUUCCCACUGUCCCGGCUCCAGAGCCGCUGGGUCCCUGGGAUUGGAAUAACUCCUGCUCCUCGCUGCCGAGUAUUGGAUGGAAUCGAGGGCUCUCCUGUGGCUUUCCCACUGGAAAUUCCCGGUGGAUCCUCCCCUGCCCCCUCCAGCCGAGGGGCCUCGUUUGAUCUGGAAUCCAAAGCCUCACUGACUUUUUAUUGGAUCUGGCCAAGCCUGGAAAACCUCUGGAGUGGAUUAAAUACCAACGGGCCCCGUUCCUGGAUGGAGCGGAUGACGGAGGACGCGCUGCGGCUGAACCUGCUCAAGCGGGGCCUGGAGACGGGGCCGGAGGAACGCGAGGACGUCCUGGCCAAACGGCUGAAGAUGGAGGGCCACGAGGCCAUGGAGCGGCUCAAGAUGCUUGCCCUGCUCAAGAGGAAGGACCUGGCAGGGCUGGAGGUGCCCCACGAGCUCCCAGGAAAGCCCGACGGGAUCAAGGGCUACGAGGAGAAGCUCAACGGGAGCCUGAGGCCCCACGGGGAUGGGAGGGGCUCGGCCCGGCCCGGCAAGGAGAACAUCAACGACGAGCCCGUGGACAUGAGUGCCAGGAGGAGUGACCCGGAGCGGGGCCGCCUGACGCCAUCCCCAGACAUCAUCGUGCUGUCGGACAACGAGGCCUCCAGCCCCCGCUCCAGCUCCCGCAUGGAGGAGCGGCUCAAGGCCGCCAACCUGGAGAUGUUCAAGGGGAAGAGCCUGGAGGAGCGGCAGCAGCUGAUCAAGCAGCUCCGGGACGAACUGCGGCUGGAGGAGGCCCGACUGGUGCUCCUGAAGAAGCUGCGGCAGAGCCAACUCCAGAAGGAGAACGUGGUCCAGAAGACCCCUGUUGUCCAGAACGCCGCCUCCAUCGUGCAGCCGUCGCCGGCCCACGUGGGGCAGCAGGGCCUGUCCAAGAUCCCGGCCCGGCCCGGAGCCCAGGGUGUGGAGCCACAGAACUUACGGACACUGCAGGGGCACUCGGUGAUCCGCUCGGCUGCCAGCUCGGCGCUGCCCCACAUGUUGAUGUCCCAGCGCGUCAUCGCCCCCAACCCAGCGCAGCUUCAGGGGCAGCGGCUGCCGCAGAAACCCGGCCUGGUGCGGAGCAACACCCCCAGCAUGACCCCCACCAUCAACUACCAGCCGCAGUCCGGCUCAUCGGUGCCGUGCCAGCGCUCCUCGUCCUCUGCCAUCUACAUGAACCUCGCAUCCCACCUCCCAUCGGGCUCCGUGGCCCGCGUGUCGUCGCCGCUGCCGAGCCCCAGCGCUCUGUCCGACGCCGCCAAUUCCCAGGCAGCCGCCAAGCUCGCGCUCCGGAAGCAGCUGGAAAAGACACUCCUGGAGAUCCCGCCACCCAAGCCGCCGGCGCCGCUGCUGCACUUCCUGCCCAGCGCCGCCAACUCCGAGUUCAUCUACAUGGUGGGGCUGGAGGAGGUGGUGCAGAGCGUCAUCGACAGCCAGGGGAAGAGCUGCCCGGUGUCCCUGCGCGUGGAGCCCUUCGUGUGCGGGCAGUGCCGCACGGAUUUCACGCCGCACUGGAAGCAGGAGAAGGGCGGGCGCAUCCUGUGCGAGCAGUGCCAGACCUCCAACCAGAAGAAGGCCCUGAAGGCCGAGCACACGAACCGCCUCAAGAACGCCUUCGUCAAGGCCCUGCAGCAGGAGCAGGAGAUCGAGCAGCGGCUCCAGCAGCAGGCAGCCCUGUCCCCCACGGCCGCUCCUGCCGUUCCCAGCGUUGGGAAACAGGAUGGGAUCCUGCGGCACCACACGCUCCGGCAGGCCCCGCAGCCCCAGAGCAGCCUCCAGCGCGGAAUUCCCACCUCCGCCCGCUCCAUGCUCUCCAACUUCGCCCAGGCCCCGCAGCUCUCCGUGGCCGGGGGACUCCUCGGGAUGCCAGGGGUGAACAUCGCCUACCUGAACGCCGGGAUCGGCGGCCACAAAGCGUCGAGCCUGGCGGACCGGCAGCGGGAAUACCUGCUGGAUAUGAUCCCGCCCCGCUCCAUAUCCCAGGCCAUCAGCGGACAGAAAUAGCGCCCGCUGCCCCCACCUGCCUGCAGUGCCUGCACUGGGCCAACUGGGCCGGACUGGGCCAGACCAGGCCGGACUGGGGCCUCCGCUCCGGGGAAACGCGACGAGAAACCGGAAAAAAUCCCACCUGGGAAAACAGACAGACAGACAAACCGACCCCACCCCCACUUCAGACAGCGCCCGCUCCUUCUCCCAGCCCCAAUUCCCUUGGUUUUCCAGCAGGGAUCGCUCCCUGGGCGUGAGGCUGGGGCGGCUCCGGCUGCUGGCCGCUGGUUUUGUAUUGCCGACGCUUUUUCCUUGUGUUGUGGAUUGUUUUUUUGCCCUUUUUUCCUUAUCCCCCCCCCAUUUUCCUUCGCUCCCUGGAUGGUUAAAGCUUUUUUACCCCUUUUCCAGAAGAGACUUUGGCAGGGCACCUUCCCAGAAUUCCAGGCCCCAUGGGGGGGAAUUUAAGGGCAGCCUGUGCUGAUUCCGGGGGGAGUUGGGGUCCCAAACCCCCUUUGGCUCUGAUCCCAGGGGUCCCAAACCCCCUUUGGCUCCAAUCCCGGGGGUCCUAAACCCCCUCAGCUCCAAUCCCAGGGUGUCACAGCACCCCCAGCUCCGAUUCUGGGGUGUCACAUCCCCCUUGGCUCCAACCCUGGGAGCCAUAAAUUCCUUUGGCUCCCAUCCCAAGGAUCCCAUACCCCCUCAGCUCCAACCCCGGGGUGUCCCAACCCCCAGGGCUCCGCAGAAGGAUCCACGAGACACCGAUCCUGACCCUUUUGGAUCCAAUCCCGGGGUGUUACAACCCCCUUGGCUCUGCAGGAUCCAGGAGACGCCGAUCCUGACCCCUUGGAUCCCAUCCCAGGGAUCACAAACCCCCUGGGCUCCGCAGAAGGAUCCAGGAGACGCUGAUCCCGACCCCUCAGAUCCCAUCCCAGGGCACCACAACCCUGUUGGCUCCGCAGAAGGAUCCAGGAGACGCCGAUCCCGACCCCUCGGCUCCGAUCCCGGGGAUCACAAACCCCCUCGGCUCCAAUCCUGGCGUGUCCCAACCCCCUGGGCUCCAGAAGGAUCCAGGAGAUGCCGAUCCUGACCCCAUGGAUCCCAUCCUGACCCUUUGGAUCCCAUCCCGACCCUGGGGCUCCCUCAUCCGGAGCCUGCUGGGUGUCCCUGGACGUCCCUGGGACCAACGGACAGAGCUGGACCCACCCCCAGGGUUCCUUCCCUGUGACACAAAGGGACCCCUUGAGGUGCCACCCCGGGGUGUCCCUGUCCCUCUCACCCUCUGGGACAGGUGGUGAAGCCAAGCUGGGUGGCCUCAGGCCUGGUGAGUCCCUCUGUCCCCAGUCCCAUCUCCAAUCCUGUCCCAAUCCCUGCAUGUCCUGGAGCCGCUUGCCCAUGUCACCUGUGUCCCCUGGGAACGGUGACAGGGUGGCACUGGGGUCUCUGAUGUCACCUGUGUCCCCUGGGAAUGGUGACAGGGUGGCACUGGGGUCUCUGAUGUCACCUGUGUCCCCUGGGAACGGUGACAGGGUGGCACUGGGGUCUCUGAUAUCACCUGUGUCCCCUGGGAACGGUGACAGGGUGGCACUGGGGUCUCUGAUGUCACCUGUGUCCCCUGGGAACGGUGACAGGGUGGCACUGGGGUCUCUGAUGUCACCUGUGUCCCCUGGGAACAGUGACAGGUGACACCAGCAUCCCCUGUGUCACCUGGGGGGUGCAGGGGGUCCCUGAAUGGCACCAGGGUCUUUGGGGUCCCCUGUGUUGCUGGUGUCCCCUGGGGGUGGCACUGGGGGGUCUCUGGUGUCCCCAGGAGGUGUCAGGGACACCCCAAACCAAGGAAUGAGCCGCGAGAAAACGCUCGAUUUGCACUUAAACCUUCACGGGCCCUUACCCACUUUCUUCAUCCUCCUCAUCCCCACCUUCCUCCUCCUCCCCCUCACCUUCCUCAUCCUCCCCCUCACCUUCAUCCUCCUCCUCACCUUCCUCCCCCUCACCUUCUUCAUCCUCCUCCUCACCUUCUUCAUCUUCCCCCUCACCUUCCUCCUCUUCUUCCUCCUCUUCCUUUUCCUCCUCCUCCUCUUCCUCCUCUCCCUCACCCUCCCCCCCCCAUUCCCAAUGCUUUUCUUCCCAGUUUUUUAAGGUUCAAUGAGAUUUUUAAGGAAUUCCCAUUUUUUCCCUGAAUUUUUGGCCCUUUCCUCAACAUUCCCAACUCUCUCGUGCAAUUCCCAGACUCCGCCUCCCUGAAUUGGGGGCGGGGAGAGAGACUCCCACCCACCCCUUAAAGCAAUUGGGGGGGCCCCCAAGCAACCCCUGAGUUGGGGGAAGGAGGAUCCCACCCCUAAUUUAGAGAGAGGGGACCCCCCCCACCCAUUCCCUAAACAUGGGGGGACCCCACACCACCCCUGCACUGAGGGUGACCCCUCUCUAACCCCCAAAAUUCAAAGAGCACUUACCAUGGGGGGAGGGUCAGACCCCCCCAGAAGGAGGCAAAAGAACAGUGGGGGUUUUACAAUUUUAAUUUUUUUUUUUUUAAUUUAGUGGGGUUUUAUGUCAAAUUUAUAAUUUUGGGGGUGCUUUUGUUGGUUUGACCUUUUUCAGCUGCCUCCACCCCCUUUCCACUCCCCAAACCCCCCUUUGCCCCCCUCAGAAUUCCCUUUUUCCCUCCAAAAUCCCCUUUUCUUACUCCAAAAUCCCCUUUUCCCCUUUCCCCCCCAAAAAAUCCCCUUUUCUCACCCCAGGAGCACUUUGACAAAUGUUUUUUUGGGGCUAAAACCUGAAGUUUUGGGUUAUUUUAGGGGUUUAUUUUGCUUUGGGGGAGUUAUUUCCCCCCACACACCACAGGGACCCCCCUCUGCCCCCCCCCAAGUGCCACUGACCCCCUCCCCGGGUGUCCUCGACAGGGAUGAGUUUUAAGUGAUAAAAUUGAUUCAAAACCUGUCAAAAUGGGGGGGUUUAACCCAGAAAAAAAAGAGACAAAACCUGGAAAAAAGAGAAAACCAAGUGCAAUAAUGGGGGGCCCGGGGGGGGUUUGAGGUGCCGAAUUCAUGGUGCUAUAAAGUGAAAUUCGGGGGGGGGGACACCCCUGUCGCCCCUCCCAGGGGGGUCUCAGCCCCGGGGGCUGCGGGCAGUUCCCCCCCCCAAAAAUGAUCCUUUCCCCCCUCCCCCCAAAUGAUCCUCCCCCCCCCAGAUGAUCCUCCCACACACCCCAGAAUGGACCCAAACCCUUUCCUGGGGGGGGGUGAUGACAAUGCCCCACCUUCCUUCCCCAUAUUGACCCUACCCCAAUCCCAAACUGACACCACCCCCCCCCCUUCCUGGGAUCCCAGCCAAUUCCCUCCCUGCCAAAAGUGACCCCAGGCCACACACCCUUCCCCCCAAAAUUCCCCCCCAACCCCAUUCCCAAAAUCCCAAGGGGGGGUUGGAUCCAUCCCUUCCCCCCCCAUUUCCCAGCACAGGUUCCUCCCUAUUUUUAUUAUUAUUAUUAUUAUUCUAAUUAUUAUUAUUUUUGGCUUGCCCCACCCCGCCCCCAGGGCUAUGAUAUCCCAGAGAAUUCCCAUUUUUUAUUCCCCCCCCCCGGCUCUGAAUUGAGGAUUUUUCCUGCUUUUUUUCCAGCUUUAGGGGUAGAUUUUUCUGCUUGUGAAAACGCUUCUUUUUGGUUUUUUUUUGGUUUUGUUUUUUUGGGGGGAGGGAGGGGGUUGUUUUUUUUAAUUUUGUUUCCUCCAAAGGCAAAUCCUGUCCUGGAUUCCCUCGGAAUUCCCAAAUUCCUGCCCACCCCCCAAUCCCGUUUGCUUCCGCUCUCGCUGCCGAUAUAACCAGGACUCGUCCGUGUAUAUAUAAAAAAAAAAAAGAAUGAGCUGUUUCCUGU